Messenger RNA from Striga asiatica, 456 nucleotides. Lineage: Eukaryota; Viridiplantae; Streptophyta; Magnoliopsida; Lamiales; Orobanchaceae. The record is from the annotation of a GenBank genome assembly.
AUGGCAUUGCUCUCCUAUCGUCACGACAUAUCGGCAAUUUCAGAGGCAGCAACUUAUGAGGAACUUCAAUGGUACAAUGAUAACAAGUUCAAUGCUUCGGAUUCAAGUCCUUAUACGCUAAAGAUGCCAGCGAUCCAUUUCAGCAUAGCCAAGCCAAGGUGCUUUGUAAAGAAAAAGAAGGCAGUGUGGAGAAGCUUAGAACCUAUUACACAGAAAGCAGCAGCAUAUAGAAGGCUGAAAGAGAAAAAGAAGAUGAGAAGGGAAGAUGAUGAUAACAACGACGGGCAGGUGGACAUAUCUCAAACAGAAGAAAGACAACUAGUUUCAUCUCUAUUGCCUAAAGAAAGUGAUGAGAAUGAAGUUGACCAAGAGAAUGUUGCCUCCGACAUAACCAGUAUCUCAGAAGUUGCAACUGCGAUCCCUGCUCUGGUUUCAUUUAGUUUUAUGCCAAGAUAA